AUGAUUGGGUCAAGAACUAGAAUGGCAGGCGCCAGACAGCUAGCGCGUCACUACCACAUCUCCGCCAAGGACAGCGCAAGCAAGGUGUCUACCCUAGCCGUGCGUGUGCACGCCGGCGCGCGUUAUGCCCCCAAGGAGGGUUUGGCGCACUUGUUGUCGAGAUUCAACUUCCACAACACCGGCAACAAGUCUGCGUUGCGUCUGGUGCGCGAGUCCGAGCUACUGGGCGGUCGUUUCGAAUCGACGGUCGACCGUGAGUACAUCACUUUGAAGGCCACUUUCCUGAAGGAGGAUCUGCCCUACUACGUCAGCGCGCUGGGCGACGUUGUGUACAAGACCUCUUACAGACCACACGAGUUGCCAGAGUCCGUGUUGCCUGCUGCGCACCACGACCUAGCCGUCGCGCAGGCGUGCCCAGUGAAGAGCGCCGAGAACCUGCUGUACAGCACUGUGUUCCGCAGCGACCUCGGUAACGCGGUCUUGUACGACGCCGUCCAGAAGGUUUCGCUCGACGACAUCAAGGCGUACGCAGACAAGGUGUACACACGUGACAACAUCGAGAUCGCGGGCCAGGGCGUCAACGAGAGCGACCUCAAGCGCUUCGUCAACGACUCGCUGUUCGCUUCGCUGCCUCAAGGCACCUCUCUGGCCAAGGAGGCAACCCCAAAGACCUUCGUCGGCGAGACCCGUCUGAGAUCCGCCGAGGGCGACUCCGUGGCCGCUAUCGCCGUGCCAGUGGCCAAGGCCGACUUCGCCACCUACCAGGUCUUGGCUACCUACCUAACCUCUGCCUUGAGCGAUCUAUCUCCAUUGGUCACUAAGGCCAAACUCGACCAGUACUCCAACGCCGGUCUGUUCUCGCUCUACGUCAAGGGCUCCGACGCUGCCGUUGUUUCCGAGAACAUCAAGAAGGUCGUCGCCACCCUGAAGACCGGUAAGGACAUCUCCGCUGCCAAGGGCGCUGCCGCUUUGCAGCUGGCGCUGCACAACGAGACUGCGGCCUUCCCCGUCCAGCUCUCGCUCGACAACGUCAAGGACUUCAAGUUGGGCAAAUUCAGCUACGCUGCCGUGGGCGAUGUCGCCAAAUUGCCAUUCGCCGACGAAUUGUAA
Molecule: messenger RNA, 1110 nt
Organism: Lachancea thermotolerans CBS 6340
Lineage: Eukaryota; Fungi; Ascomycota; Saccharomycetes; Saccharomycetales; Saccharomycetaceae
Gene: QCR2
Product: ubiquinol--cytochrome-c reductase subunit 2
Exons: 1
Coding region: 1-1110 (369 amino acids)
Cellular component (GO): mitochondrion
Molecular function (GO): metal ion binding
Source: RefSeq, a predicted model, not a curated record